CGCAUCGCAUUCCAACUACUGAAAGAGGUUCCAAUCAACACCGCGACAGCAUCAUUCCAGCACCAUAUUACACGCUUCGACUUGACUUCCCCGCCAUGUCUGUCACCGCCGUGGGAGGCAACCCGUCCUACGACCAUCUGCGUCGGAAGAACAGCAGCAAGUCAUUUCUCGCACGCAACGACAGCUAUCGGAGGAGCACGCGCGGUAGUGAUGGCACAGUAAACACUACGAGUAGCGCCAGGACAAAUAUCACGGCGCCGCCCGAAUACAGCAAGAAGUUUGUGGUGGUGGGAGAUGGCGGCUGCGGGAAGACGUGCUUGUUGAUUAGCUACAGCCAAGGAUACUUUCCAGAGAAAUACGUGCCUACCGUAUUCGAGAACUACAUCACAACGGUCGAGCACAAACAUUCCGGGAAAGGCGUGGAACUUGCACUGUGGGACACAGCUGGGCAAGAGGAGUAUGACCGACUGCGACCAUUGUCAUAUCCCGAGACCGACUUGCUUUUUGUGUGCUUUGCGAUUGACUGUCCGAACUCGCUGGAGAAUGUACUCGACAAGUGGUAUCCAGAAGUCCUCCACUUCUGCCCGACAACACCCAUAAUCCUUUGCGGUCUCAAAUCCGACCUCCGACAUAAACGCACCUGCAUUGAACUUCUCAAAACCCAAGGCCUCACACCUGUCACCAAAGAGCAAGGCAAAACUGUCGCGCAGAAGAUGGGCGCCUUAUACAUGGAGUGUUCUUCCAAAGAAGCCACAGGCGUCCAAGAAAUCUUUGAUACGGCAAUCGACAUUGCAGUACGCGGGCAAGACGAACUCCAUGAACAAGACACGCGACUGGGCAGUCGAGGCAGCCAAUCUAUGCCAGCGAGAAAGAAGAAGCGGAGUAAAUGCCAGAUUCUCUAAGUUUCCAUCUCUUCAUCACCACAAUCACCACCAAAGCAGGUGCGUGGGAGAGAUGGGACUAUCCGAAUUGCAUUUAUUGACAGCUUGUUCUUUUUGUGUUUUUAGCGUACAGAGAAGAGAACGAGAGACCACAGCCUCCUCGCCUCCCACAACCCCUUCCCCACGAAAUAUUGCCAAGACGAGUCAAGACGGUCGCGAAACUUCAGCCCAUGGAAGUGAGCCCUCCAUCGACACUGAUCAACAACGUUGGCCACUUCGGCCUGCUGUUCCGAGAAAUGCGGCGUCUCCUGUGGGGAAACAAGCGUCGGUGAGGAAGAGAGGACCAAGGGUGCAUUGAGAGUAUUCGUGCAUCAAGAUUACGCCAGCAGCAAGCAUUUUUCUUCAUCUGUUUUGGCGUUGAGGAUAGUAUACGACUUUUGGGGGGAGCAAAGAGUGCUUUUGGAAAUGAAACAUGCAUGAUGUGGCUUUGUUAUGAUUCAUGGAGUGGACCUCUGGAGCCGGGCUCGAGUUUGGUCUGCGAGGACUGAUGGGAGCCAGCCAUUCAGGUGUUAUGCGCUUUAUUAGAGUGUACGGUAGUUUAAUUCAUGAGUACGGUUCAUGAAAGUUCAGAUACAAAUUUCAAAUUGUCAUCGCCAUCGUGCCUUUCCCUUUGACACGCUGAAGUCGCAUCAGUCAUCUUCCAGCCAUGCUUACUUGCUCGCUUCUCCUUGGGUAUCAUAAGUGUCGUAUUUCUCCCCUCGCAUGCUUCGAUGUCACACCGCCUCUCCCUCUCCCUUCAAUUCUCCUUUCUCAGCACCAGCAGAAGAAGACGUCGACGGCUUCGCCAUGACGUUCUCAAAUUGUGACCAGAGUCCUUCGACUUGACUGAACUCAUUUCCGACCGCUAUGACACCCUCUAAGCUCCGGUUUAGUUUGUUGAUGUUUUGGAGGACGGUUUCCAUGCUGGCUGCGAUGUCUUGGAUUAGGAGGGCUCGUUGUUGCGUGAAGAAGGCUCGGCCUUCGUCCUGUUCUGUCAUAUUGAGGGAUUACCUAGGUAGAUAAGGU
This is a messenger RNA of Sphaerulina musiva SO2202, 1946 nucleotides long. RefSeq names its product ras-domain-containing protein. Gene Ontology annotation, biological process: small GTPase-mediated signal transduction. NCBI's taxonomy places the organism in Eukaryota, Fungi, Ascomycota, Dothideomycetes, Mycosphaerellales, Mycosphaerellaceae. The transcript is spliced from 5 exons. Gene Ontology annotation, molecular function: GTPase activity; GTP binding. The record is from RefSeq and is a predicted model, not a curated record. Bases 96 to 902 code for a protein of 268 amino acids.